This is a messenger RNA of Condylura cristata (star-nosed mole), 4972 nucleotides long. RefSeq names its product fatty acyl CoA reductase 2 (gene FAR2). The coding region runs from base 167 to 1714 and encodes 515 amino acids. Gene Ontology annotation, cellular component: peroxisome. Gene Ontology annotation, molecular function: alcohol-forming very long-chain fatty acyl-CoA reductase (NADP+) activity. The transcript has 12 exons. The record is from RefSeq and is a predicted model, not a curated record. Gene Ontology annotation, biological process: long-chain fatty-acyl-CoA metabolic process. Lineage: Eukaryota; Metazoa; Chordata; Mammalia; Eulipotyphla; Talpidae.
GCCCCGCACCCAAUCUGCGCGCCUGAGAGCUGGAGUCACGUUUGGGAGCCUACAGACGCGAGCCGAUUCCUGGCGGCCGGAGUCCGCACAGCGGCGAGAGGACCACGCUACCGCACCCUGGCCGCGGAACCUCUUUCUGGAACUGUAAAAAACAAAGGGAAGAAUCAUGUCCAUGAUUGCGGCCUACUAUGGGAACAAGUCCAUCCUCAUCACUGGGGCCACUGGCUUCAUGGGCAAGGUGCUGAUGGAGAAGCUCCUGCGCACCAGCCCUGACCUGAAGGUCAUCUACAUCCUCAUGAGGCCCAAGGCGGGCCAGACCCUGCAGCAGAGGAUGCUUCAGAUGCUAAAUAGUAAGCUAUUUGAAAAAGUCAAAGAGGUUUGUCCAAAUGUGCAUGAGAAGAUCAGACCUAUCUAUGCCGACCUCGAUCAGAGUGACUUCGCUAUCCACAAGGAGGACAUGCAGGAGCUACUGUCCUGCACCAACAUCGUCUUUCACUGCGCCGCCACCGUGCGCUUCGACGACCCUCUGAGACAUGCUGUUCAGCUGAAUGUGACGGCCACGCAGCAGCUCUUGCUCAUGGCCAGCCAGAUGCCAAAGCUCGAGGUCUUCGUACACAUCUCCACUGCCUUUUCCAACUGUAACCUGAAACACAUCGACGAAGUCAUCUACCCCUGCCAGGUGGAGCCCAAGAAAAUCAUCGACUCCAUGCAGUGGCUAGACGAUGCUAUAAUCGAUGAGAUCACACCCAAGCUGAUUGGAGACCGGCCCAACACCUAUACCUACACCAAGGCCUUGGGAGAGGUGGUGGUGCAGCAGGAGAGCAAGAACCUCAACAUUGCCAUCAUCAGGCCCUCCAUCGUGGGAGCCACCUGGCAGGAGCCCUUCCCGGGUUGGGUUGAUAACUUAAAUGGACCCAGUGGACUCAUUAUUGCGGCUGGGAAAGGGCUACUUCGGUGUAUAAAAGCUACUCCUAAGGCAGUGGCGGAUUUAAUUCCAGUCGAUACGGUCGUCAACCUCACCUUGGCUGUGGGAUGGUACACAGCAAUUCACAGACCUAAAUCAACAUUAAUCUACCACUGUACAUCUGGUAACCUCAAUCCCUGUAACUGGGGCAAGAUGGGACUCCAGAUCAUGGCAAGCUUUGAAAAAAUCCCAUAUGAGAAACCUUUUAGGAGGCCAAAAGCUGACUUCACAACCAGCACCUUCACAAGCCAGUACUGGAACGCAGUCAGUCACUGGGCACCUGCGAUCAUCUAUGACUUCUACCUGCAGCUAACAGGAAGGAAGCCCAGGUUCACCAAGCUCAUGAAUCGUCUCUUGAAGACCUUGUCCAUGCUGGAGUACUUCAUCAACCACAGCUGGGAAUGGAGCACCUCCAACACAGACAUGCUGAUGCUGGAGCUCAGUCCUGAAGACCAGAGGGUAUUCAACUUUGAUAUACGCCAACUGAACUGGCUGGACUACAUUGAAAAUUAUGUGUUAGGAAUUAAGAAGUACUUACUAAAAGAGGAUAUGUCUGGUAUUCCAAAAGCAAGACAACAAUUAAAAAAGCUACGAAACAUCCGCUACUUCUUUAACACUGUGCUCUUCCUCAUCACAUGGCGCCUUCUCAUCGCAAGAUCUCAGAUGGCUCGGAAUGUCUGGCUCUUCAUUGUAAGCUUCUGUUACAAAUUCCUCUCCUACUUUAGGGCAUCCAGCACACUCAAGGCAUAAACAUUCUACAGUCUACUUUCAUCUGGAACCUCUCAGAUACCUCUAAAACAGCAAACUUCAGUUCAAGAUUAAGAAUAAUCAAGAACGUGCCCCAGCUCCAGGCCUGGCCAAUGUGCUGUUAUGUGGUCACCCCUUUCUCUUAGUUAUAACUUAUUUUUCUUUCACUGAGAAAAGUAAAGUUGUAGCCUAGCAUAUAAUCAUGUACUUUUUAUGAAAAAUUAUUCUGCCUUCAUAUAAAAUAGCAAUGCAUACCCCAGCUUUCCAUGGUUGGCUUUUCUUUCCUCUUGCAUAGCAUUAAUUUCAACACAGUAUGUAAAAACACAUUGCUUAAGCUGAGUAGAGUAGCAGUUCUGAUCUGGGAGCCCUUCUAGGAAUUUUCCCUGCAAAUUCUCUGUCUCAUUUCUGUGUUAUACUAUGGAGUCCUGGUUGAGGGAUGGUGAAUUAGCAAAGUGGGUUCACAUCCAACAUUACCCUGAAGGAUGCCCACUCAGGAACCACAAAAAGAACCAAAAGGUAUAAACAUAUACAGGUGGAAACCAUGCAUAUUUGCAUUGGACAAACUGCCUAGCCUACUGACAACUAUCAUUUCUUAAUCCACAAUUUCCCUGAUAACUUUCUCUCCGGAGUUCCCUGCUUGUUUAUCCUUAUAUUUAAGUUCAUUUUGUUCAAGCCUCACUUAGUGAUCAGUGGGAAAGGCAUAGGCUAUAAUCAUACAAAACCCAGUCCCCUGGCUCUGCUGUGAGAAAAACAAUUAUACACACACAUACACACAAAAUACUGGCUUCAGUCUUUUUGCAUAAAGUGAGAAAGAUUCUUCUUCUGUGACCACGAAAAUAUUUGUUACUGUGUCAUUCCAACCAUAAUGUAAAUAGUACAAUGUAGAGCAGAAGAGACAGACUUCAUUAAGUGACUAAGUUAAAUAGGAGUUUCAUUUGUUUAAAAAUAUUUUCUGUAUAAUGCAAAUAAAUUAGUAAAAUAAAUAUUUAUUCUCAAGUUCUACAUUAAUAACUAUUUCCCCAAUUUUUCUCACAUUUGAGAUCGGUGCAUAUUGGAUUUCACCAUUUCAUGUUACAAACUAAAUUUCCAAAUACAGUACCUGAGGCCUAAAGAACUAAAAAUAAUAAUGCAACUAGAAAAUUACAAACAUUAAUGGUCAUUAUAUUUAUGCUCACUUUCUGAAUAACAAUAAUCAGAGAGGCACAUUUGGGUACUUGAAAUGUAUAGGCCUUGAAGGAAGUUUCUAGCCUGAUUAUACUUGAGAUUUUUAUGAGCUCAUUGAGGACAUUUUGGAAGAGCUCUGCAGGACAGUGUCUUUCUCAAUCUCCUUCAACUUCUAGAAAUGACUUUAGAUGACAGCUAGCCCAGCUAAGGAACAAAGCACCUGGUGAUAGUUUGCAAUGUAAUACCUUUAGUAACACAGAUUAAAAUACUACAGCUAUGAAUAAGACACAAUUCAAUGAAAAUGGAUAAAAUAUAAUUCUAAGAAAAUACUAUCCCUUGAUUAUGUAUGCUUACAAUACAGUACACUAUUGAAUUGUAUUUGAUUGUUUCACCAAGUCAUUCAAUAAAUUCCACUGAUCAAGUGUUCACAUUUUGACUUCUGAUUAAACAAAUUUGAAUUAAAAACUUUUCCUCAAGUGUUAUUUUUUUCUCCAAGUGCUGAGUUCCAAAGAUAACAUGAGGAAUGUAAAUAAAACACCUAAGAUACAUAAUGCUUUCUCUGACACUCUUAAUAGGAUCACAUUGACACUGUCCUCUUUGCAGCAUUGUUUUUUCUUUGUGCUGAUUAAGCAGUGAAAGUAUCUAUAUGAAAGAAAAUUCCUGUUUUAUAUCAAGACCAAUGAACAAUUACUUAAGUGUCUAAUACAUAGAGUGCAAGGCAAAGAACCUCUUACUUUGGUUGGGCAAAGAAACAAUAACUUCAUUAAAAAGUAUCUUAAGUUUAAAGGGAAGUUUUAGUAAUCUGUCAGUUCUACACCCACCAGUCCCACUUUAAGCAAUUACUACUAGAAAAAGUUAACUAGAUGGGUACUCUGACAGGAAAAACAUCUCACAAUUUUAUACUAAAUCACCCUCUAGCUAGCAUCUCAUUUCAGUAACUAAUUAAAACCUACUAAAGGUAAGUAGACUGAUCUUAGAAGGGUUUAAUAUCCAAAAAAGCACUGCUUCCCAACAAACACAAUGAAGCAAGUCAGCCUUAAGUUUUAAGUAAUUUUCAAUGUUACAGGAAUUACAUGUGUAUUUCCACACAGCAUUUUUCUGGAACAGCAAGUCUAUGUUCUGGGAAUAGCAGUACUGCCUACAGUAGUAAGUACUAUACCCACAGAAAAGUAUAGAGAAUUGUUCACUGGCUAGAGAGUAAGUUUUAAGUAGCUGGCUUGAGGCACUGUAGUGCCCUGUGCCACAAUAUACGCUCUUAUGGAAAAUAGCUAGAAGCAGUUCUCCCAACACACAAAGUGUGCCCUGUAUUUGAAACAGUGAUUCCAAACUGCAACUGUAAAUGGGUGGGAGAGGUGAGGCAGGCAACUCUGGUCAUUUCAAGAAAAACACUCCAAAGAAAUUACAGUACAAGAACUCACUAAAUUGACUUGCAAAACUGCUUAACAGAAUUUACAAUGUAUUAUAUAGUUACAUCGUUAAAGAAGUCUGCUUUGCAGUUAUGUAGCUUUCAUUUGUACUUUUCCUCACAUAUUGUUUUACCCUAAAUUACACAAAAUAGUAGAGAUGUGCUAUAUUAGGAAGAGUUGUUAAUCCAAUUCCUUAGGUAUUAAAUAUAAUUUGGAGUUGAUACAUUAUUUUGUGUAAAAUUGUAUAUUCAACUCCGGUGACUGGCUUUGCUCAAUUUUCAUCACACAUUGAAAAUAUGAAAAGUAUGAGAUACAGUAAUUUAGAUACAUGUAGAGGAAAAAGUAGAUGUAAGUAAAAUUUAAAUGUUGCUAUAGUUUUCCUAGGAGAUUAUGAGAUUGAGGCUUAUUUGGAAGACAAAACAUUUGUUUUAUGGCUUACCAUUUAGUUUGGAAGACCACACACUCAGGACUGAAAGACUAAAUGAGUCUGUAUUAAGAUUAUAAAAAAAAAAACCUACAAGAAAAAAAUGCUACUAAAUAAUGCAAAUUAUUUCAGCACUAAAAUAUUUCAAAAGCAGUAAGGAAACAUGUGGCUUGCUUACCUUGGUUUGCUGGAGGCAUGCUUGAGCCCCAAAAAGGGGAGAGGAAAAAGUCCCACAUAAAGGCUAUGCUGAGAUUUUUAAAAAGGUCC